Fonsecaea multimorphosa CBS 102226 is the source of this 2538-nucleotide messenger RNA. RefSeq lists its product as uncharacterized. Lineage: Eukaryota; Fungi; Ascomycota; Eurotiomycetes; Chaetothyriales; Herpotrichiellaceae. The transcript has a single exon. Bases 1 to 2538 code for a protein of 845 amino acids. The record is from RefSeq and is a predicted model, not a curated record. Gene Ontology annotation, molecular function: RNA binding.
AUGACUGAUGCAGACCCUCCACCAGAGGCCCAACGCUUUGGUAGAUCUCAGACACCCGAAUCUCCUCGUCCGGUCCAUAUUCCUGAACCUUCAACGAUCCCGGUCCUGCUGAACCAGAUGGACCCAGUCUUCAAUGACACCGAGACAUAUAACAUCCCUCAUAACCAAACUUUCUCUCCUUACUCAGACUCUGCCCGCGCUAUGAAUGAGAAUGAUCCAAACGAUCCAAACUCGGAAGAGCAAGACGUGGUUCAAAAUUUCCUGAGAGGCGCCGAGGAGGAAAAUGCUCGUCUCGACAAUUCUGCCCAGUUCUCCUCCACAAACGGCCAGAUGCUCCAGAAUGAUGCCGCCAUCGAAUCCAAUCUUGUCUCAGCCCUUGCAAACGCUUCGGCGUAUCCACAGUCAUCUGAAGCCCAUGCCAAUCCGCCUCCAGGUGCUGCCAGCCAGGUCCAAGAUCCUGCCCAAACGAGCAAUGAUACUUCGUCAGCCGCUGAUUCCACUGUCAAUCCUGAUACCAGCAACAAUGCGCAAGCCGAAGGAGAGAGCACGUCCGAGGCAGAGCCUGCCGUGAUUCCCAGCUUUCAAACAAAUGAAGGUGGAGUAGACUAUCAGUCGCUUCUGGAUACCAUUUCUAAAUCUGCUUCUACUGCUCCUGCUGCAGACCCUGUUUCUGCCCCAACUACUGCCACCUCGCUUGCCAACCAUGGAGCCCAGUCAUUAUUUCCCAUUCCAGGUUUACCCCCCAAGCCACCAAGUCAAGCUCAAUCUUCAGAUUCUCCCGCUAUUCACACGUUUCAUAACUCCACCAACGAUCAACUGGAGCAAUAUCAGCAAGUGAGUCCGGACCACGCCAAUGCCAAUGGCACCGACCAAUCUGCUCUCCCGCCCGCGCAGUUCCAGCCUCCACCCGCUUCUAUGCAAGCCCCGGGCACGUGGGGGUAUUCUGGCAUUCAAGCGUCACCCACAAGCACCGAACCUACCUCUCCCGCCCAAUCUCUCCAGGCGCCGGAACAAGGAAAGGCAUUUGAUGCGAAUGAACGCCCAUGGACCCCCAGCACACAAGCGCUUUAUGACUCUUUCCUUGAGGAUGAGCGGAGGUAUGUGACGGAGGGGAUUUGGGACAAAUUUCCUCAAGGCUCACGUCUUUUCGUCGGUAAUCUGCCUAGUGAAAAGGUCACCAAGCGUGACAUCUUUCAAAUUUUCCACAAGCACGGGAGGCUUGCCCAGAUCUCCAUCAAACAGGCAUACGGGUUCGUCCAGUAUCUUGAGGCGUCAUCGUGUCAGGCAGCACUCCAAGCGGAACAAGGCGUGGAAAUCAGGGGAAGGAAAAUUCACCUCGAGAUAUCGAAGCCUCAGAAGAAUACACGGGGUCAACAAGGCCAGCAAGGAAACAAAAGACGUCGAUCUCGAUCACCAGAUCGCGGCGCCUCGCGUCAGAACGACCGGUCUGGACGUCCUAACUAUAGUGAUUUUCGAGAUGAACGAGGUAGGCGUGAUGAGUAUCGACGAAGUCCUUCACCUAGAGGCUAUCGGUCCAGAGAUGACUACCGGCAACCUGUUCAAAGUCCUCGUUAUGGCACCGGUGGGAGGCCAAUUUCGCCUUUUGCUAGCAACUUCUCAAACCCACCCUCGGCAGGUUAUGAUGAGGAGGCCACCCUUCCCUUGCCUCGAAGAGACCCGCGAGAUGUACCGGAUGUACAACUGCUCAUCCUGGAACCUUCGGUGGCCCCUAGCUUCAUGAACUGGAUCGAACAGGGCUUCCGGAACAAAGGUCUACGUGCUUCCACAAUAUGGCUCAGUCCUCGACUACCACUGAACGCUGUGGUGAAACGGCAAAUCAUUGAAGGCGUGCAGGCUGUUGUGAAACUGACACAAGCCAAUCAGUACAACAGCAAGAUACCCUUGCAAGUUUUUGAUCGGAGUCAAGGGACGUCGAACGUCAACUUUAACGAAUACGUUGAUCUUGAUGUCCCCGUCGCUGCAGAUAUUGCGCUCCAUGCUCGACAGAAGGAAAGGGGAGGCGUGCAGCAGCAAAGUCCCCAAUCGUAUCAGCCACAAGGGUAUUCCCAGUACGGGUAUGCUCCUCCGCCGGCACAGUACCCGCCAGCACCUUUCCCUCAACACCACCAGCAACCGCAACCGCAACCGCAACCGCAACAGCACAACCAGUACCAAUACGGUCAGAACGCCCAUUAUCAUAAUCCGGCACAGACGCCGGUGACUCCGAACUCUGCUACAGCGGCCCCCAAUCUGCAGCAACUGUUAGCCAAUCUCCGGCAGCCUGGUGAUGGGCAGCCAGAGAGUGCUACGCAAAAUGGCAAGCCGACGCCCGACCUGGCAGGUCUUCUAAGUAACGUUGCCCGUCAACAGCAGGGCCAUGGCGGAGCACCAUUCCCCUCGCCGCAUGGCCCUCCGCAUCAGCAGCAGCAACCACAGCAGCAAGGCUAUGUACCUGGCGCACCGGCUUAUGCAGCUGGGCAGCAAUCCCAACAGAACGUACAGAAUAUUAUGGAGACCUUGGCAAGGUACAAUAGAUGA